This is a messenger RNA of Strigops habroptila (Kakapo), 2334 nucleotides long. RefSeq names its product ADP ribosylation factor interacting protein 2 (gene ARFIP2). The coding region runs from base 95 to 1288 and encodes 397 amino acids. The record is from RefSeq and is a predicted model, not a curated record. Gene Ontology annotation, molecular function: protein domain specific binding; phospholipid binding. Gene Ontology annotation, cellular component: trans-Golgi network membrane. Gene Ontology annotation, biological process: regulation of Arp2/3 complex-mediated actin nucleation; intracellular protein transport. NCBI's taxonomy places the organism in Eukaryota, Metazoa, Chordata, Aves, Psittaciformes, Psittacidae. The transcript is spliced from 10 exons.
CCCGGCUCCCGGCGGCCUCCGCCGCCCGUGACGCCACGUCCGGCGUGUCCCGGCGAGCGGAGCGGCGGCGGCCGCGGCCGAGGAGGCCCUGAGGAUGUCGGACGGGAUCAUGAGCAAAGCGGCCACCAUGGAGAUCCCCAUCAGCAGCAAUGGGGACACGGGCAGCCUGCCUGAGGACGACGGCCUGGAGCAGGACCUGCAGCAGGUGAUGGUGUCGGGGCCCAACCUCAAUGAGACCAGCAUUGUGUCGGGCGGCUACGGGGGCACGGCCGAAGGCAUCAUCCCCACCAGCACCAUCAAAGGACAGGUUGUGGGUGCUGCUGGUGGCAGCAAGGCUGCGAGUGUCCUGCCUGCGGGACACAGAGACAGGGAAGUUCAGCCUCACGCAGCCCGAGGAGCAUCCAGCGUGUGCCCCAGCGCGGCCGCUGCCCGCAGGAUGGCCGACCCCGACCAGGCUGCAGGCUCAGGGCUGCACCAGGCGCAUCCCAGCCCCGCAGGCGGAGGGGAGGAGAUCGUGCGCGGCAUCGCCGUGGAGAAGUUUGACAUUGUCAAGAAGUGGGGGAUCAACACGUACAAGUGCACGAAGCAGCUCAUCUCAGAGCGGUUUGGCCGCGGCUCCCGCACGGUGGACCUGGAGCUGGAGACACAGAUCGAGCUGCUGCGGGAGACCAAGCGCAAGUACGAGAGCGUGCUGCAGCUGGCGCGGGCCCUCACCUCCCACUUCUACAGCCUGGUGCAGACGCAGCACGCGCUGGGGGACGCCUUUGCCGACCUCAGCCAGAAGUCACCGGAGCUCCAGGAGGAGUUUGGGUACAACGCGGAGACGCAGAAGCUGCUCUGCAAGAAUGGGGAGACGCUGCUGGGUGCCGUCAACUUCUUCGUCUCCAGCAUCAACACACUGGUCAACAAGACCAUGGAGGAUACGCUCAUGACAGUCAAGCAGUACGAGACAGCCAGGCUGGAGUACGAUGCGUACCGCACGGACCUGGAGGAGCUGAGCAUGGGCCCGCGGGACGCCGGCACCUUGAGCCGCCUGGACGCAGCCCAGAGCCACUUCCAGAGCCACAAGGACAAGUACGAGAAGCUGCGGGCGGACGUGGCCAUCAAGCUCAAGUUCCUGGAGGAGAACAAGGUGAAGGUGAUGCACAAGCAGCUCCUGCUCUUCCACAACGCCAUCUCCGCGUACUUCGCGGGCAACCAGCAGCAGCUGGAGCAGACGCUCAGGCAGUUCAACAUCAAGCUCAAGCCGCCGGGCGCCGAGAAGCCGUCGUGGCUGGAGGAGCAGUGAGCACGGACACAGCUCGGGACGGGGCGCCGGGAGCCGCCGCACCGGCCCCGGCACAGGGACCCCCCCACCGCGGCCGGGACACCCCAAACCCCUCGGCCCCCCCCCCGCGCGGCGCAGGCGUGUCGGGGUCCAGCGGAGCAGUGGCGCUGGGGGGCUCCGGGAUCACCCCAUGUCCCCCCGGAUGAUCCCUGUGGAUCCCCAGGCCGGGCCCCUGCAUCCCCCCCAGCCCGUGGGGUGCCCCCGACCUCCCCCUGGGGCCCGGCGGGCACUGGUGGCUGCUUUGGGGGCACGUGGGGGCUGAAGGACACAUGGAAACACGCGUGUCCCCUCAUCAUGGGACACACACGCGUGCAUGUCCCCUCAGCACAACACACUGACACACGCGUGUUCCCUCCCCACAGGAUACACAGGAACACGUAUGUCCCCUCCCCACAGAACACAUACAUGCACGCAUGUCCCCUCUGCAGAACACACUGACACGCGUGGGUCCCUGCCCUGCAGGACAUGCAGAAACACGUAUGUCCCCUCCCUGCAGAAUACACACACACACGCAUGUCCCCUCUGCAGGACACACUGACACACACGUGUCCCCCUUCCCACAGGACAUACAGGAACAUGUGUGUCCCCUCUGCAGGACACACACAAACACGCAUGUCCCCUCUGCAGAACAUGCAGACGUGUCUCCCCUCACCACAGGACACACAGAAACACGUAUGUCCCCUCUCUGCAGGACACACACACAUAUGACUCACACGUGUCCCACCCCGCAGGACACACAUAUGCGAUACGUGUCCGCCCCCUGCAAGACACACACACAUGAGACACACGUGUCCCCCCCGCAGGACACAGGUGACUCGUGUCCCCUCGGCCCGGCGCUGGUGUCCCGGGGCCGCAGCGCCGGGGCUGGGCCGGGCACGUCGGGCCGGGGCUCUCCCGGCAGCACUUGGGCACUUUCUCCCGUGAGCCCCCGCUCGGGAUUCGCGCUGAUCCGCUCCGCCCCCCGGCCCCAGCCUGUCACAUCCAGAAUAAACGGUACCGAGCAGCGA